UUAGCUGCACAGCGGAGACACAAAGGCGCACCUUGGUGGCGCGGCUUGUGGUUCGCGGCCAUGGCUUUGGAUGCCGAGGCUCUGCGGGCGGCAGAGGCCGCCGUUCCUGGCCUCGAUGGCGCCGGCACCGCAGUUCAGUGGUCGUCUGGGGAAGGCGGCGGCGCUUCGGCGGCGAUGAUGGUCCCCGCUGGUGUGCCGGUGGUGCUCUGGAGCGACGACGACAGGAAGAUGAAGCGGGAGCUGGUCGCGUGGGCCAAGGCCGUGGCGUCCAUGGUCGUCAGGGACUCCAUGCAUUGCUGAAGGAGCCUUGUUUGCUGUCAGGCAUGAUCCAUGGGGCUGGUUCGGCGCGCGGUCUCCAUGACUCUCAGUUCACCCAUUCCCGGCUCGAUCCGCCAUUGGUGGCACACCUUGUUUCUUCUUUUUUUCACGAGCCAUUUCUUCUUGGUGGAGUUGAUCAACUAAUUAAUAGCCACGACGAAGAUUGCCCGUGUUAUGAUCUAUUGAUCAUAUGGAUUGUACACAUACUUCAGAAAGAAUCAAAUAAUAGACUAUAUUUUCGCAGAGUUUCACUAGAGGCGAGGUUA
Molecule: messenger RNA, 584 nt
Organism: Setaria italica (foxtail millet)
Lineage: Eukaryota; Viridiplantae; Streptophyta; Magnoliopsida; Poales; Poaceae
Exons: 1
Coding region: 61-300 (79 amino acids)
Source: RefSeq, a predicted model, not a curated record